AUGAUCUCAGCGAUGACAACCAAAGUGCCAAGUGUUUCUCGCCAGAGAGAUCCUCUACCCCUUGCUCCUCCAAACCGGUGGCUUCAAAACCAAGACCCAGAAAUGAUGGCUAUAGAUGAGCUGUGCCGGAUUGUUGGGGGCACCAACACCAAAUACCUCCUGGAAACCAAGGAAAGAUGGUCAGAUUUUUCUAAAAAAGUCCAAUUCUUUGGAAUUUGGAAAAAGGCCAUGACGCCUCCAUUGCCUUUGGAUGUUCAUGGAGCGGAUUUUAUGAUUGGUGUCUUGAGCGCACUCCCUUCACUUUUCCCUUCCCCAGCUGUACCCCCCAAAAAAAUGGCAAACGCUAGUGAAUCUCUGAUUCACAUACUCAAGUCUGAGGAGGACCCGGCCCUCUACUUGACAAAGCGUCCGCUAUUCACACCACUACUACUCUUCGAUGGAACAACGUGCAUAAUUGCAGUGGGCAAUGAACCAAUUUGCACCCUUUCGAAAGAGGACAUUUCUGAGGCAAUGUUGAUGUUCUCCCCGACACACGAGCGCUCAGGUGCAGCUGCUCUGAAGAGGCUGACAGGGCGGCUCUCCGUGCACACAAGAACACAUAUCGCCCGCUGCAGCGGCUGA
Messenger RNA from Knipowitschia caucasica, 621 nucleotides. Lineage: Eukaryota; Metazoa; Chordata; Actinopteri; Gobiiformes; Gobiidae. The record is from the annotation of a GenBank genome assembly.